CGCUGCUGGCGUCAGCGCUGUUCCUCCUGACGGAAAUAGGUUUUGGGGAGAAGAUGGCUUAUUGCUAAACUUUAGCUUUUUUUUCUUUAAUGGAAGCUCUUAGGGCUGUGCUUUAAAAAGGAGCCUGUAAAGGAAGAAAACAGUGUAAGCGCGUGCAAAGAUAAAAGCCUUUGCUCCAGCGCCGAGGUUGUCCCCGUCCAAGCGGGAGCUGCUGGAGGGAGAAGCCUCCGGCGUCGUCGCUGCGGAGGCUGGAGAGGUGGUGCUUGUCCUCUCCGCGGGCCGAGCUGGCAGGAGCCAGUGUGACCAACCUAAACCAGUUACCAGGCCACUGGAAGAGUUCCACCAUGGGGAACUCUGACACGGACCGGAAGGCAUCCUACGAAGAUGCCUCUGGGGAGCACGGGGAGGUCGUCAGCACCAUCUCCAGCAGCAUGAACCCGCUGCAGCCGCCGGACGGCUCCUCGGAGGAACCUUUUACCACCUACUUCGACAACAAGAUCCCGAUUCCCGACGAUGAAACACACUCGUGCUUUAGUUUCCGCAAGCUCUGGGCUUUCACCGGGCCGGGCUUUCUGAUGAGCAUCGCCUACCUGGACCCGGGCAACAUCGAGUCGGAUUUGCAGUCCGGGGCUGUCGCAGGAUUUAAGCUGCUCUGGGUCCUGAUGCUGGCGACGAUCAUCGGGCUGCUCCUGCAGCGCCUGGCCGCGAGGCUGGGGGUGGUGACGGGGCUGCACCUCGCCGAAGUGUGCAACCGGCAGUACCAGAAGGUUCCUCGGAUUAUCCUGUGGCUGAUGGUGGAACUCGCUAUCAUCGGAUCUGAUAUGCAAGAAGUCAUUGGCUCGGCGAUCGCUAUUAACCUCCUGUCUGUGGGGAAGGUCCCGCUGUGGGGCGGGGUGCUCAUCACCAUCGCCGACACGUUCGUGUUUCUCUUCCUGGACAAAUACGGCUUGCGAAAACUGGAAGCGUUCUUUGGUUUUCUGAUCACCAUCAUGGCUCUGACGUUUGGAUACGAGUAUAUCACAGUAAAACCCAACCAGGAGAAGCUGCUGACGGGGCUCUUCGUCCCGUACUGCCAGAACUGCGGCACAACGCAGCUGGAGCAAGCCGUGGGGAUCGUGGGCGCCGUUAUCAUGCCGCACAACAUGUACCUGCACUCUGCCUUGGUCAAGUCCCGGCAAGUGAACCGUGCGAACAAGAAGGAAAUCCGAGAAGCUAAUAAGUAUUUCUUCAUCGAGUCCUGCAUCGCCCUCUUUGUCUCCUUCAUCAUUAACAUCUUCGUUGUGACCGUCUUCGCGGAGGCUUUCUUUGAAAAGACGAACGCGGAUGUGAGCAAUGUCUGUAUGAACGCCAGCAGCCCGCACUCCACGCUCUUCCCAAACAACAACAACACGCUGGAAGUGGAUAUCUACAAAGGGGGCGUCGUUCUGGGGUGUUACUUCGGCCCCGCUGCUCUCUAUAUCUGGGCGAUCGGGAUCCUCGCUGCCGGCCAGAGCUCAACCAUGACGGGGACGUACUCGGGGCAGUUCGUCAUGGAGGGCUUCCUGAACCUGCGCUGGUCCCGUUUCGCCCGGGUGCUGCUGACCCGCUCCAUCGCCAUCACCCCCACCCUCUUCGUCUCCAUCUUUCAGGACGUCGAACACCUCACUGGCAUGAACGACUUCUUAAAUGUUCUUAUGAGCCUGCAGCUUCCGUUCGCUCUGAUCCCUGUCCUGACGUUCACCAGCCUGCCCAGCGUCAUGAACGAUUUUGCCAACGGACUGUUCUGGAAGAUCGGUGGUGGCCUCCUGAUCCUCCUGAUCUGCAGCAUUAACAUGUACUUCGUGGUGACCUACGUCAUGUCCCUGAACCACGUGGCUUUGUACGUCGGGGCUGGGAUUCUCAGCGUGGUCUACCUGUCCUUCGUGGCGUACUUGAGCUGGCUGUGCCUCAUCGCCCUGGGAGCCUCCUUCCUGGCCUGCGGCAGCACGCGCCACCUGGGCUUCGCCGCUCGCCCUGAGCUCUUCCUCCUCAACAACGUCGACGCGGACACGCUCGUCACCAGAUGAUCCCGGGCGCUGCCGUCAUAAGGAUAGAACCGGUUUUAACAGAAGCCCUUCUUGUGCUGCAGAAAUACUCCCCUCCAUCACCCGAGCUUAGCCCAGGACCAGGCGCGUGGCUGGGGCUGCAACCGGGGCCGGGGUCGGACCGUCCCAGCGCAGCGACGAGAGCUGCGGCUGUGGGGGAGGGCUCGGCUCUGAACCACGACGUCGCCGGACUUGGGGGGCUCGGUUUUAGGUACCGCAGAAGGCUUUUCCCUCUUUUCCCCCUCCCCAACAUUCAAUCUGAUCUGGGAAGGGAUUCGUUGGACUUUUCCCGCUUUCGAUUCCGGCCUCCCCCGCCCGGCCGGCAGAGUCGCUGUGACCGAAUCCAGGGGUUUUCCUCCUCAUUUGGGGGAAAUUCUGAGCUUGGGCAGGGUUUAAUUCCUGGUGAUUUCAUAGCGGGGACGCGCUUCAAUCAGGAAGAACGAGAGAAACCCCAGUGAGACACCACCGACAAACACGGCGCCUUGGCCGGCGCGGCCCUCGCACGGCCCGGCGGUGAACGAUGGCCGCUUCGGCCCUAAAGCCCGGCUUAUCCCCCCGCCUCGGCUGCCGACCCCCCGCUCAGGGCAGCCCCCGCUGCUCCCUCCCCCACGGCGAUGCGGGACCCGGGGGAGAAAAGCCGCUCAGUUCACAAUUCCGGUUGGCCUCCCCGGCUUUGUAAAGCCGAGCGGGGUUUUGCACCCGCAGGAUGGAUGGUUUUUUUUCCCCAACAUUUCAAGAAGUUUCGGGUGCUGCUGGGAUCCCCGGAGCUCCAAACCGAUCCCCAGGUGGAGUCUAAGGUCAGCAGGAUCCAACGCUCCUCUCUGCUUUCCCUUCGGUUGAUUCGUUUUGAGCCAAAGCUGGAGGCCGGGUCUAAAUGUCGCACCUGGCCUUUAAUUAUAGCCUCUGAUUUAAUUAAAUCUUUCCCCAAUGAA
This is a messenger RNA of Phalacrocorax carbo (great cormorant), 2995 nucleotides long. Lineage: Eukaryota; Metazoa; Chordata; Aves; Suliformes; Phalacrocoracidae. The record is from RefSeq and is a predicted model, not a curated record.